AUGAAGUCUGAAUUCAAAGGGAGACCCCUUGAGGCGUUCCCACAGCUGGUGUCAGCCCUGCAGAAGUUGAAAGGCGAGAAGGGCCGUGAUCAGAUGUUUCUCGUGGAUGACUCGAGAUCCAUGGAGCCUCAUCAAAAGAAAGUAGCCGCGAGCUGUCAAGUCCUCUCGUACUUACUCAAAAAGGGAGAGGUUGACCCAAAUGCAACCUUUGAAGUCUAUUUUACCUCAUCUCACCCUCCACUUCAAUCAACAAGGACCUCGGAAUUGAAAGAUAAUAUAGAAAAGAUGCUAUUCCAUGAAGAUCAAUGCAACAUGGCCCCAAGUUUGGACGAGUUGGUCAGUAAGGCUAUCCAGAAUAAGAAACCGGUCAGCAUAUAUGUCUUGACGAACGGACACUGGAAUCUCAAGAACCGAGACAAUUUCUGCGGUGUAGAUGGACCGAUCAAACGCUUGGUGACUCAUGUUCGACGGACAAACGAACAGCAGAAUUGGAUCGGUGUCCAGUUCAUCCGCUUCUUUGACGACAACGAAAAUCCUGAUGACAAGCUCGGGGAGACUCGGUUGAAAGCAUUGGAUGACGAUUUGAAGCAACAAACGGGAAUGUGCGUUGAUGCUCAGCUUCUUUACAAAUCGGUGAUGAUCACUGACUCCCAACUAGAGACAUCGUCGACACACGGAAUUUUGACGCAGAUGUGCGCAAAAUUUUACUUGGUUCAGUCGUACCAGAUGAGGAUAAUUCUUGAAGUAUUGUCUGGACUUUGA
This is a messenger RNA of Colletotrichum tamarilloi, 762 nucleotides long. RefSeq names its product serine/threonine protein kinase. The record is from RefSeq and is a predicted model, not a curated record. The transcript has 2 exons. NCBI's taxonomy places the organism in Eukaryota, Fungi, Ascomycota, Sordariomycetes, Glomerellales, Glomerellaceae. The coding region runs from base 1 to 762 and encodes 253 amino acids.